AUGGCGCUGGUGGUUCUGGGCAAGGAGAGCCUCGAUCACCUCGAGACCUGGGCGAGAGAUUGCUUCAAGGAGGUGCGGGCCUCAGGGUCGACUCGUCCCUCCUCCGAGCCCGACAACGCACCAUCGGCCCCGACUCUAACUCCGGGCGAGGGAGAAACAGUGGCGGAGGCCCUUGCGAAGACGAUGAGGUCGCCGUGGGCCACCCCCCCUGCCAUGACGGUCGACCUAGAGCCGCUGCGAGGAAUGCGACAGCUCAUCAUACAGUGGCCGAUGCCGCCGGUUCGUGACCUGUGGAGGAACUCACCGACGAUGGUUUUGUCGCACCUCCUCGGCCACGAGGGGCCCGGCAGCCUGUACGCGGCGCUGCAGGACCAGGGUCUGGCCAACUCGCUGUCGUCGGGAAUGAGGACGGCACACGAGGACUUCAGCCUAUUCCAGGUUAUCGUUCACCUCACGAAAGAAGGACAAGCGCGGUGGAAAGAGGUGGCCGCUUUGGUACACGCGCACGCGGGCUUGGUGAGGAAGCUCCCCCCGGAGGACGCCAGCCGCGCGUGGCAGGAGUCACGGGACAUGAGGGCCAUCUACCUCCGCUUUCAGCAAAUCGACCCUGCCUUGUUCUCCGCGUUUGCGGACUAUUUACGACCCGAAAACACUUUGACGUGGAGGGUGUGGAAGGGCAGGGGGAGAGGCAGGAUUAAGGGGGGAGUCGACGCGUCAGAGAGCGGCUCAGGGCAGGAGGGAGGGGCGGUGGAAGCGACAGUGAGGGGCGAGGGGGAGCAGCCGCUUCUGGAGGAGCGCUGGUACGGAGUGCCGUACGGGGUGUCUCCGACCCCUGCCAAGCUGCUGCAGGCUUGGAGCAACCCCUCGGAACGCCUCGAGAGCCGUCUCAAGCUCCCGGGGCCCAACGUCUUCAUCCCGGACGACUUCUCCCUCUUCUGCGACACGGAAGGCCAAGACGGUGGUAGCGACAGCAACAGCGGGGCGACAGCGGCGGGGGGGAGGGUAGUACAGGGGGAGGCUAAAGAAGGAGUAAUCAAAGCUCCCGAUUUGUUGGAGACUAGCGACGAGGAUGGUGUUGGGAAGGCGGGCCAGUUGUGGCACAGACUCGACACCUCUUUCCGACAGCCGCGCGCACAGGUGCGGGUGGUCCUUGCGACCCCUGUCAUUUCGGACGCAGGAGCCAAGGGGCGUCAACACGCUCAGAUCAUGGCAGACAUCCUCCACAAGGUCCUCGCGCAGAGAACCUACGACGCGCAGCUGGCGGGUCUGCACUGGGGCGUGUCGCGCCACACGUGCGGGUACGUGCUACAGGUGUCGGGCUUCAGCCAGAAGAUCGACCUCCUGCUGCAGCAGGUGGUAGAGGCGUUUCUCGACCCGGUUGCGGCGGCGGGGGGCCCGGAAGAGUUCGCGAAGCAGUUUCAGCUGGCCAAAGAGCGGGCCCUGAUGCGCACCAAGAGCUGGGUCAUGAGCCGCCCCGACGAGGUUGCUCACUACUACACUGGCUUGGCCUUGAAGCUAUCCGACGACCUCGUCCCCGACCCUGGGCACAUUAAGGCGGCCGAAGCCACCAACCUGGAGGAAUGCCUGUCGCAGCACAAGGAGGCUCUGGCCAAGGUGCUUCCCGUAGGCCUCGUGUACGGAAACACUUCUCAAGACGACGCCAGAAGGAUCUGGAAGACGAUGACGGAAAGGCUGGACGCUGCGGGUUGCCCCCCUCUCCCCGAGGAUGAGUACCCCCGCUCGCUCACAAGGCCUCCUGCCUAGAGGCAAGCGGGUCAACCUCCGGCUGGACGUCCCGAACAGACACGAUGAGAACUCGUCAGCGGUUGCUUACUUCCAGCUUGGAGAGCGCGACGAAAGAAGG
Ectocarpus siliculosus is the source of this 1864-nucleotide messenger RNA. The record is from the annotation of a GenBank genome assembly. NCBI's taxonomy places the organism in Eukaryota, Phaeophyceae, Ectocarpales, Ectocarpaceae.